Molecule: messenger RNA, 1161 nt
Organism: Pseudomassariella vexata
Lineage: Eukaryota; Fungi; Ascomycota; Sordariomycetes; Amphisphaeriales; Pseudomassariaceae
Product: G protein-coupled glucose receptor regulating Gpa2-domain-containing protein
Exons: 2
Coding region: 1-1161 (386 amino acids)
Biological process (GO): adenylate cyclase-activating G protein-coupled receptor signaling pathway
Cellular component (GO): plasma membrane
Molecular function (GO): G protein-coupled receptor activity
Source: RefSeq, a predicted model, not a curated record
AUGAUUUACAACUGGUCACCUGCCAUCACGAUCCCGACUCUGGUCGGGAGCGCCUCAUCUUUCAUUGCGACGGGUAUGGUUAUAGUGCUUUGGAUACUUUCAAAAGAGAAGAGUAAUCUUCGCUAUUCGCUCAUUAUGAAUCUAACGUUUGCUGAGUUCAUCAACUCAUUGAAUAAUUCCGUCUCGGGACUCUACGUGGCAGCGACUCAACACACCGUUCCGCCCGGAAACGCAUGCCGCGCAAAUGGCUGGAUAGGCCAAGUGUCGGUGCAGGCUGCCGACUUUUCGAUUCUUGCAAUCGCCUUCGCAACGCUCUUGACUAUAGACCGCAGAAGCCUCGCAGAUCCGCCGACAAAAACAAAGUACAUCAUUUGCCUGUGCGUAUGGAUCAUACCACUCAUCACUGGAAGUGUUGCUCUUGGCAUGGACAAGAUGGCACCCGUGAGUGGCAACUGGUGCUGGAUUAGUAGCGACCCACGCAGCCUCCGCUAUCUCCUCGGUCACGGCUGGCGCUUCGCCAUCUUCAUGGCGACAACUGUCAUCUACGUUUCCAUAUUUAGAAGUCUAGGAGAACAUUUGCGGGCCCGGAAGCAAUUCAGCUCGAAAGCCCACUACUCCUUUUACCCUGGAAGCCUCAACUCGGCCAUCGAGGCUAGUCUGCGCACCACCAAUAAAACCAUGGUCAAGAAACCCGAGGCCGCGAAAUUAGUUGCGAACGGCCAGGAACCACUCAAGGACGAAAAGCUCUGGGAUAUUUCAGAUGAAGAGGAUCAAGGUCGCAGUUCGGAUGACGAGAAGGAGGACAUAGAAAUGCGUCCCCUACGACGUAAAGCGUCUGGCACCUCGGCCAGCAAAGACGCCCAGUCCGGUACCAGUCUGAGGCCCCGUGUACGGGUUCACCAUAGCUCGAAACUGGACCAAGAGAUGUGGCAGUGGUUUCUCAUGGUUCUGUAUCCCCUGACGUACAUCCUUCUAUGGAUUCCCGGCAUCGCGAACCGCAUGGCUGAGUUGACCGGUCAUAACUACGGCUGGCUCACCAUAUUGCAGGCCUCGACGCAGUUUACGGGGAUUGUCAACGCCAUGAUCUACGGGUUCCGGGAACAUCGUGGGACUUGGAGUACAUGGAUGAGGGCUCAGGUGGACCGUCACUUUGUUGACUGA